Molecule: messenger RNA, 1766 nt
Organism: Oryzias melastigma (Indian medaka)
Lineage: Eukaryota; Metazoa; Chordata; Actinopteri; Beloniformes; Adrianichthyidae
Exons: 5
Coding region: 1-759 (252 amino acids)
Biological process (GO): response to bacterium
Source: RefSeq, a predicted model, not a curated record
AUGGAUUCUCUGCACAUCAUUCUGCCUUUGCUCUGGGGAGCAGUUUCCUGCAGUUUUGAUUGGACUUCUGCAUCAGUGUCUGAGGUGACAGUCAGACAUGGAGACAACAUCACUCUCUAUUGUGACUGCAGAAUAACACACGGAGGACCGAUUGUGUGGUUCAGAAACUGUUUCCACGAGAACCACCCUGUUCUUGUUCUAAAUGCAACUGAUUACAAGCGAAACUGGGAAAAAACUCAGUUUAGAUUCCCAAAGAACAUUUCCUCUGAUUCUUACGACCUGACGAUCAUCAAUGUCACCUAUUCUGAUGAAGGUUUCUACUACUGUGGAACCAGAGAAAUGAAGCUGGAAGACAAAGAACACAUUGGUGUGAAGAUCUGGUUUAAAUACAGCAACAUCAUAAGAAAAAUCUCCAUCUCUUACAACAGACGUCAUGCCAGUACCAGUACCAGUACCAGUCAGGAGAACUUCACCGUGUGCUGGACGCUGCUCUUCUCUGUGUGUCCGGCUCUUUCUGUUCUCUCCGCAUUCCUCUCAGUUCUGGUUUACAGGAUUUGUAAGAAAACAGCAAAAUCUUCUCAAAAUGCAGAUAAGAAACAAAACACAAGAGAUCUGAUGAGACAGACCCAACCACAGGAUGAGGAUGUGAACUACGCUGCCCUGGAAGUCCAACAUUCAUCACUGAAACCACAGAGGAAGAGGACAACUCAGACUUCUGAUUUUGGCAUAUAUUCUGCUGUCAAUACAUCUCCGCUGUAGAAUGUUUCCACUGAUGAGUCAAAAGCUAUGAUAAGAAGACAAACACAAAUCUUUCACACAGAUAACAUUUCUCUAGGUAUUUUUGCUAUCCCUAUUUUUGCAUCCUUUGAUUGCUAAUUGUUCAUGUUUUCAACCCCAAAUCUUUCAUUACUGUUCUCAAAUUUAAAUCAGAAUUUUUGAACCAAAUGUUGCAGUUCCCUUACAUGGCCUGUAGUGGGAAGUAAUUUCCUACUGUUUCUGCAUAAUUAGUUGGAAAUUUCACCCAAGAUAAACUGGUUUUAAAUGUUUCUGGUGUUUAUUGGUUUAUUUUCUAUUUUCAGAGCUGCUGAGGUGCAUGAUUUUGUAUACAUGUAUACAAGUUAUUGAUAAACCUGAACUCUGUCGUUUUGGAUGGAGGAGUUGGGAAUAUAAGCAUGUUUUGAGAAGUAGAAUGAUUGCAAACUGUUCUCUGAUUUGGUUAGAUAAAUAGCAUCGACUCAUCAAAUCGUUCUGAUAGCCAUUACUUACCACACAACUCAAGAUGACAACUUCUGUUUUCAUCUUAUAAUCAGUCUUUAAUUGAUUUUGUUCCAUCUUUUUAAAAUUAAAAAAUAAAAUACUUUACUUGGUUUUCCAGUAACAGUAUCAAUUACAGGAAAAUUUAGAGGAGGGAGACGUAAAGCAACGUGAUCUUCUUCUUCUUUGCCUUUUGACUUUUCCCUUCAGGGGUCGCCACAGCGAAUCAGUUUCCUCCAUCUGUUUUCGGCAUCCUCCACUCUAACACCAGCCACCUUCAUGUCUUCAUUCACUGCAUCCAUAAACCUCCUCUGCAUGAAGCAAUGUUGACACUCUGUUUUAUUUAAAUAAAAUGAAUUUGGUUCACCAGUGACAAAUCUGCUUUAUGUGUACAGUGUUACAUUUGGCAAAUGUUUUAAGAAAGAACAACUAAGUAAAUAAGUUUUGUUUCUGAAUGACUGCCAAUAAAAUCUUCUGUGUUCCCUCAGUGUUUGUACUGUAAAUGGAUUUAA